Molecule: messenger RNA, 513 nt
Organism: Funneliformis mosseae
Lineage: Eukaryota; Fungi; Glomeromycota; Glomeromycetes; Glomerales; Glomeraceae
Source: the annotation of a GenBank genome assembly
AUGAACUCAUAUAUUAGAGGAAACAACUUUGAAAUUGAAACUUUAAGAAUUUUCAUGAGUCAUGACGUAGAAGUUUACAGAAUAAGGAUCGAGAGCUCUUCGUGGGCACAUCUUGCGAAAGUUGCCAGUCAGGUACAACCUGCUGUGAACGUUCGAACACCGUUACCGAAAAAUCUGCACUGGCUUAAGCCCUGGACCAAGACCAGGGGAUGGUGGUGUGGAUCUUUUCGGAAACUACGAAGGAUUCUUGAUCUUGGUCCCGAGAUCCUACGUGACUUGGAAGGGGUUUUAUCGAGGUACCACAAUGGUACUACAAUUGGUAUCCUUGUAGUCCCUUUCAAGGAAAAUUAUACCGCUGGAACUAUAAGAAGAGCCAGAACAUCAAGAUAUAACAUAAUACUUACGGAUGUUAGAGAUUUAUAUCUUGAUCUUGUUGGGUUCGUUGAAGAACGACAGAUCGAUGGUCUUGUUCGUUUCAUUGAGGAACGAAUUCGGCUUGUCGAAGAAAGAUCU